CGAGACUCUACAACGGAGCUCAGAGCUCGCGCGUGUUGCCACAGGGAUCUCAGCUCUGACGGACCUGGCACGAGACAGUUAUUUUGUCUCUCACAGACAAUAUUUAGUGUCUUUGCUUGUGAUUCAUCCCGCGGAUGGAUGCAGCCGUCGGGGCGGACAUUUGAGCCCAGCAGGAUCAACCUGUCUUAGGGCAUCAUGAAUUCUCUGGUUCUCCGCAAGUGGAUGAGGAAUAUCUCCCAUGAGAUGCUGCCGCUGCUCCUGCUGCCGCUGGUGCCGGUUUGGUGUUUUCUGCCUCUGACCGGAGCGGCUCCUUCGCUGACGACCGAGCAGCUGGACAUGGGGGUGGACUGGCUGAGUAGGUUUGGCUAUCUCCCACCCCCCGACCCGGUAACCGGCCAGCUGCAGACCAAAGAGGCGUUGACCAAGGCCAUCAAAGCCAUGCAGAAGUUUGGAGGACUGAAGGAAACUGGAGUAUUAGACCAAGCCACACUGGGUCUAAUGAAAACACCCAGAUGCUCUCUGCCAGAUGUCUCUGAUCCCAACGUGACGGCGGGGCGCAGGAAACGAAGCUUGAAUACACAGAACAAAUGGAAUAAGAGGCACCUGUCUUGGAGAGUGAGAACCUUCCCCAAGGACUCAGCCUUGUUGGGCAGGGACACUGUCCGAGCCCUCAUGUAUUAUGCCCUGAAGGUCUGGAGUGAUAUCGCACCUCUGAACUUCCAUGAGGUGGCCGGCAGCGACGCAGACAUUCAGAUCGACUUCACUAAAGCAGACCACAAUGAUGGAUACCCCUUCGAUGGGCCUGGGGGAACAGUGGCACACGCUUUCUUUCCUGGGGAGAGGUUCACAGCGGGUGAUACACACUUUGAUGACGACGAGGCCUGGACCUUUAGAUCACCAGACUCCCAUGGGAUGGAUCUGUUUGCAGUCGCAGUUCAUGAGUUUGGUCAUGCCAUUGGCCUGGUCCAUACCUCAGCUAUGGAAUCCAUCAUGAGGCCAUACUACCAGGGUCCUGUGGGAGACCCGCUGAAAUACGACCUACCCUAUGAGGAUAAAGUCCGUGUCUGGCAGCUCUAUGGUGUCAGAGACUCUGUGUCUCACACGAAUCAGCCAGGCAGCCCGUCUCAAACCCCUGAGCCUCCCGUCCUCCUCGACCUUCCUGAAAACAGAUCCACGCUUCUACUGGCACAAGAUGCUCCAGACAGGUGCACCAGUCACUUUGAUGCUGUAGCCCAAAUACGAGGAGAGGCUUUCUUCUUUAAAGGGAAGUACUUUUGGAGGCUAACAAGGGAAAAGCACCUGGUGUCUCUCCGUCCGGCUCACAUUCAUCGCUUCUGGAGGGGGCUUCCUCCCAAUUUGGAUAGCGUGGAUGCUGUUUACGAGAGGCCAGGGGACCACAAAAUAGUAUUUUUCAAAGGUCAAAAGUAUUGGGUAUUCAAAGACAAUAAUGUUGAGGAGGGUUACCCACGUCCAAUUAGUGACUUCGGCCUACCUGUGGAAGCAGUGGAUGCAGCGUUUGUUUGGUUACACAACGACAAAACCUACUUCUUCAAAGAUAACUACUACUGGCGUUACGACGACCACUUGCGACACAUGGACCUUGGUUUCCCCAAAGACAGCACGCUUUGGAAGGGGCUGCCACUCCAGCUGGACGAUGCCAUGAGGUGGUCUGACGGAUCAUCCUAUUUUUUCAAGGGAAAGGAGUACUGGCGAGUGCCGGGCAGCGACAUGGAGGCAGAGGCAGGAUACCCCCGUCUGAUUGCGAAGGACUGGCUGCUCUGCACCGAGAUGCAGUCGGACUCUCCGGACACAGAAGCCAAAAGCACGGAGACAAGGGUCAACGUGCACCGGCCCCCAGACCAUGCAGAGAAUGGCUACGAGGUGUGCUCCUGCACCUCUGACACCGCCUCGCCUUUGGGCGUCCACUUAACCCCAUCUCCAGUUUGGCUGCUGCUGCCUUUUUGGACGCUCUUACUAACCUUCUGCAAUGAACUGCUAUGAUGCUGCAGCGUGGGGUUAAGUGCUUGUGUUGACUGCAAGGGAGAGACUAAUUAGCGGAUGCUCUGCAAGAAGGACGGAAAAAAAACUGGAAGAAUUUGAUCAUAUAAAUACGGUUUAUUUUGUUUGUUUUGUUCUCUUUAUUUCUUUUUUUUUGGGAGUUAUUUAUUUCACAUGCCAUCUUAUGGUCACUUAAAGAGCUUUGCAGUAGCCGUUCUAUGAACAAUUAUCAGUUAAUAUCCUCCGACAGUGACAGUAUUAGAUGUUUCGUAAGCUGAGUUGCACAGAAAUACAAGUUAACUUCACUUUCCAAAUGGCCUCAUUAAUACUGAGAGGGCUAAGAAGAGGGGAAUGUUCAGAUAUAAGUGGUUAUAUCAUUACAGAUUUAAUGGCGACUUACUUUGAGGUAUUCAGUUUUAUGAAUAAGUGGUUGUGGCUCAACCUGCUGGAGUUUGAUAGCAUUCACAUCAACACUGACAGAGAUUUGGAAAUUACAGCUUCUUACUGACAAAAAAGUUGAAUCUUUUAUAAAAUGGGAUUUAAAGCAAUUUUAUUUAUCAGAGCAUAUUGCUGUAAUUCUGAUACUACAAAUUUUUGCUUAUUGGUGAUUUGUUUAGUUAGUUAAAAUGCAGCUCAAAUUAUAAAAAUGUAGAAAUAUGAAAAUAUCACUCAUUCACAAUGCUGAUUAAUGUUCAAAGACACAUAGAUCGUCUUUACACAUUGGUCAGUUACUGGUAUGGAGGGCUUAAAAAGUUAUGGGUUCAAAACCAAUUAUCUAUCUUUCUAAUGCUGCAUUAUGACUUUUUUUUUUUUACAUAUGUGUUUUUUGCAGCAAUACGAGGCAUAGGAUGACGCAAUGCUGGCCCUUCCCCACUUGUUGUUUGCACUUCUCGUCAGCUGGCUAAAUGAAAACAUCUACACUUUCCCUUUGGUUUAAAAAAGAAAAAAGAAGAAAAAAACAGAUUGUUGUUGUCAGUAAAUGUUCCCUGAUCUGCAGUGGGAAUAUAUGAGUUUGAUUUUUUUUAGCCGAAAUAAGAGAUUCUUCAUAUCAAUUUGCUUCACCAGCCAAUUUUAAGACUGUUGGAAUAAUUUUCGAACAACUACAAGACCUAGGAAGCACGCUUAAAAAAAACAUUUUUGAUCCUGCUUCACAACAGGUGCAAAAUCUAUAAAUUCACUCCAUUGUUGGUGGAGCUACAACAGACUGAUAUGUCCCAAGGUAUUUGUUGUUUUGAUACUACCAGCAGGAUUAACCAACUAAAAUCUGCAUAUGUACAGUUCCAUUUAAAAAAACAGCACUAAACAUAAAAGUAUUUCGUAAAAUUGUAUUCUGUUAUGUAUGCAGAUUUCCACAACAAUAAUCUUAUCACUCUAUAAGUGGUAAAAGAAACAAUAAUGCAGGCCUUCUUUGGUUCUCAUAUUCCACCACUCUGAGAAUGUAGUUCCUUAUUUUAAAAUAAAAAUGAGCUUUUGUUGACAAUAACGACACACAACCUCUCAAUCUACCAAAUGAAGCCUUAAAAUUAAAGUUUUUUUUUUCCAUUUGAUCGAAUGAAGCUGUCGGCUUAUCCCUGAGGUUAGCUGUAGCCUGGAAUCGAGGGUGAUGCCAGGAGGUGAGUUGCCUUUUUUAAUGAAAUCAUUUCUCUUUGAAGCCUUUUGAAGUGUGAACUAGAUAAGUUUUGAUCAGUGUAUGCCAUAUUGAUGACUUUAAAGUUUUAUAAGAUGUUAAAGAAGCAGAAUGCAGCUGUUCCACAUGCAAACACCAUGAGUGUUACCCACUAGAUGUCCUCUAUAGGCUGAAGUUGUCAACGCCACCCAGCAUAUCUGUUAAACAACUGUAAAUCUGAGCUAAUUUAUUACCAACACAAAAAUGAACAAAACGCCAACAAAAGCUGUAAUAUUCUGUGCAAAUAUCUUGAAUCCAAAAUCAAAAUGACUAUAAAUAAAUCCUAUAGAUAAUGUUACCGUACUUGUAAUUCUAAACUUGUUCCAUUAUUUUGACAGCAGCAGGAAUGAUUGUAGCUUCUGUGCUUCAAAUAAAUCUACCUUAGCUGUAAUUUCUAAAAUGUUUGAUCAAGUUGAAAGUGAAUACUCUCAGAUGAAAGCUAGAUUUGUUCUGUACAGUCAUACCAAGCUUCAUGGACAGUAUCUUGGAAAAGUAUUCAUUUAACAAAGUGUUUCAUAACUUUCAUUGGGAUUUUCUGUGACAGACCAACACCAGUAGUGCAUAAUUGGAGAAUAAUUUUCUUUCUGCUAAAAGAAAUGUGAACACCAGUUUUCAUUGCCACAUUUUUGUCUUUUUUAAUAUAGGAGUAAUCUUUGAUCUAAAGUAUCUAUCAUAGCAAAAGCUGCACACUUAUAUUUUUUUCUGAUUUAUGGGUAAGCUCUGCCGCAAACCCAACUAUUUUUCAUUCUCUUAACAGUUUUAUUUUAAGAAUUGGGUUUUGUAUAGCUCAAUAUGUCUUCUUUUCACCUCAGACCAGCUUCCCUGUCCCACAGCAUGAUAUGCCACCCACCUUUUUCAAAAAUGGGGAUGGUGUUUUCCAAAUGAUGUGCAGCGUUUGUUUUCCACCCCACACCGAGUUUUGAGUGAUGCCCUAAAAGCUUAAAUUUGGUCUUGCACGCCUUGUCUUCUUCAUUGCUUGUUGGCCCCUGCAAACAGGAUGUCCUAUUUCUUUCUUUCAACCAUGACUUUCUUCUUGCCACUCUUCUGUAAGGGCUAGAUUUGUUGGGUGCACGCCUUUUGUCAAAAGCCAAGGUUUCUUCCCAUCCUUUACAUGCCCUGCGUGUCAGAUAUGUUUGAAAAUAUGCCAUUUUCGAUUAUCAAAAUUAAGCAGGGCUAAGAUGCUCAAGGUUCAGCAUUCUCAAAUGUACUGAUUCCUGAAAGCAAAUAAGUUUUAUUCCGGGGCAUCACAGUAAAGGGUACCGCGUUCAUUGCACUCCACAUUCUUCAGAUUUGUAUUUGCAGAAUAAUUUUGGAAGCCAUGGGUCAUUUUCCUUCCUAUUCUCUGCUUUUCACUAGUUUACGUUGAUCUAUCACAUAAAAACUCAAUGAAAUACAUUUAAACUUUGUGGUAGCGUAAAAAAGUCCAAGGGGUAUGACUAUUUUUCUAAGACACUGAAUAAGCCGGGUUGAGAUUCAGAUCAGCUGAUCCCACAGGAAGAGAGAGGAUCCCUAUUAAUCUGAAUAUAGACUCCCACCAGGGGGAAAAGCAACAUCCUGAGGUGUCAUCAUUCGACAGGUGACUGACACUGCAGCGCCCGUCUGUGCAGGCAGGUGUAAUCUACCUUGGGAUGUAUUGCAGAUAGAUGGUUAGGUUUACAGCUCAAUGGCUCUGUGGGAGCUUGACGUGUUGAAGACACAUGAGUGGCGUGCUGGUUUUCAACAGGUACACGCACAGUCAAGAGGAAGACAAGGAAACAUGGGAUGUGGGGAGGAAGAUGACAAAUGAAUGUCGGACAGAACAUUCAAAACCAAGAUUCCUGUUGUUGCUUAUUGACGUCUUCCUUGCUUUCUAUCCGUUUCCCCCAUCACACAGGUGGUACCUCCCCUGUUCAGGUUCCUCACCUUAAGCACUCCCUGCCAUAACCAGAGGUAGUAUUGGUUUGCUGUAUUUUUUUGUAUUAAGUAUGAAUAUAUUGUGAGCCAUUGCUUUAAUAGAUAACAGUUCAAAGAGCAUUUCAGACACAAGCUUAAGUUCUGUUUGAUGACAUCUAACGUAGACCUCACAAAGGCAGCAGAUUUGAUAUUGUUGCUGAUAUAUUUACCUACAAGUUUAAAUACAGACAGAUAUAUUUGAGUCACAAUGUUCCAUGGUUCCUGCAAACCAAGUGGACUGUGUAUAUUUCAAGGUGUGUUUUCUAAUGUAAAAUAUUUUUGUAGAAAAAAAAACAAAAUAAAGAUU
Poeciliopsis prolifica (blackstripe livebearer) is the source of this 5903-nucleotide messenger RNA. RefSeq names its product matrix metallopeptidase 17a (gene mmp17a). Gene Ontology annotation, biological process: extracellular matrix organization; collagen catabolic process; proteolysis. The transcript is spliced from 11 exons. The record is from RefSeq and is a predicted model, not a curated record. Bases 196 to 2001 code for a protein of 601 amino acids. Gene Ontology annotation, cellular component: extracellular matrix. Gene Ontology annotation, molecular function: metalloendopeptidase activity; zinc ion binding. NCBI's taxonomy places the organism in Eukaryota, Metazoa, Chordata, Actinopteri, Cyprinodontiformes, Poeciliidae.